Molecule: messenger RNA, 3098 nt
Organism: Zea mays
Lineage: Eukaryota; Viridiplantae; Streptophyta; Magnoliopsida; Poales; Poaceae
Exons: 15
Coding region: 234-2780 (848 amino acids)
Cellular component (GO): membrane
Source: RefSeq, a predicted model, not a curated record
UUUUCGUCUUUUCCAGUCUUUUUCCUGGCAAUUAAUAAAGCGGAAAGGAUGGGCAAGAAAGCAAACCAGCAGCAGCAGAUUAGAUUAGCGCCGUGCCGGAAAAACAGCUCCUCGCCUCUCUCCCCCAUUCCCCGGUACCUGAAUAAACAGUGUGCUGGUGCAGUGUGACUGCGAGCGCGUGGGUUUAGUCAGAGCUUCGCGGAUUUCGCGGGUGCUUCGGUCGUUGGACUCUGAUGGCCGCGGCGCGGCGGCAGGCCGCGGUGCUGGUGCUGGUGCUGGCGUUGGUGAUGGGCGCGGGGUUGGCGCCGGGUCCCCGCGGAUGCGCUGCGCAGGGGGAGGCUGUGGUGGUGUCCAGCUACGGGCAGGGCCGCCUCUCGCUCAAGCCCUACGACUGGACCUACCUGCGCGUUGAGCUCCCGCCGUCGUUCUCUUCUGUCACCAUGGAUUUCGCUGCUGACAUAGACCUUCAGAGGGAGCGCUUGAAAGGCAUUCCAAGAAACAAGCUUGCUAUUAUCUGUUUGAUGAAUUCCAACCCUCCUAUUCCUGAUAUAUCUGAUUCUUAUCUGGACAAUUUAUUAUCAAACUCUCUCCCAGAUGGACCUUUUGGUAAUAGCAAUAUAAUUAAUCAGCCAAAUCUGGUGCAAUGCAUACCAUUUCAGAAAAACACAACGUUAGUGCUAACAAAUGACCAGGUAUCUCCCGGGGUAUGGUACAUUGGGUACUUUCAUGGCCUUGGCCCUGCUCGCACGCAAUCAAAGAUGAUUAGCCGAGGAAAAGCACACUUGGUGAGCACUCGCAUUACUGUAAGAGGAUGUGCCACUUCAGCAUUUUGGGGACCCUACUGCAACCAGACAGUUGACAUGAUUGGUUGUUCUCAACCUUCAAUAGAUAAUAACUCAAGGAAUCUUCUAGAUCUGAAAGCUGAGAGGAGGAACAGUUUGUAUACUAGAGAGCACAAUAGGCGUAUUAAUAUCUUAUCACGGCCGAACGGUUUAGUAGAACAAGAAGUUGCAUCUAACGCCACGACCUUGGUGAGAAUGGAAAACUCGAUCAGUUGUUCCAUUUCCAAUGACUCAAUAUGCAUCAGACAAGGCGACAUGAAGUUCUACUUCUUGGAUGUAGUCAACCUAGCAUUGCAGUUUAAAAUUACAGCUACAAAUUUUGGAGCUCUAGGGCCAUCCUUGAUUUGCUACCUGCGGCAUAAUGCCUUUCCUCAAAGAGAUCUGCAUGACUAUUCAGGUGAUAUCAGCCAUGAUCCUUUGGUUGUCAAGUUGCCGAAUAUUGGGCGUUGGUAUAUUGCAAUUGAAACUGUCAACAAAACACAGACGAAUGUUACAGCAUCAACACCUGUUCUAGACACAACAUGUUUCUCAUUGAAGUGGCAAUUAACUGGAUGCUUGAAUGGAAAAACUGGAACCAAUUGCUCUUGGGAGGCAUAUGGGCUCCAUAGGGUUCCCAAGAGAAGUCCUUCUGUCCCUUUUGAGUCAUAUUAUGUUCCUACUGAUGGAACAGCAUCACUGGAAGAUAGUCACUUCUACUUGGAACAAUUUUUAAGCAAUUCAUCCCAUGAACAGUUUGCAUGGACUUAUUUCUUUUUGGAUGUUCCUCAAGGUUCAGCCGGUGCCCUUAUCCAUGUCCAGCUUAAGUCAGAUAAAGACUUGAACUACGAGUUGUACUCGAAAUAUGGUGGCUUACCAUCUAAUGAUACUUGGGAUUAUUAUGCCAGUAGGACAAGCAGCAGUAAUGGUUCAGUAUUUUUUUCAUUACAGAAUUCCACGGAUUCGGACAUGGAUCUAUCGAUUUUUUAUGCUAAAGAGGGAACUUGGUGCUUUGGGGUGAAGCAUCCAAGUGAUACGGCAAAUUCUCAAACAUACAUGUCUAUAUCUCUUCAGGGAUGCCAUAGGAACUGCAAUCAGAAAGGUGUGUGUCAUUCCUCAGUUGAUGAAAGUGGGCUGACUUUCUACAGCUUCUGCACAUGUGAUCGCGAUCAUGGUGGCUUUGAUUGCAGCGAUGAGCUAGUUUCCCCUAAUGGGCACAUUUGGCAGUCUGUUUUUCUAAUCGCAUCAAAUGGUGCAGCUAUUUUACCUGCCUUCUGGGCCCUCCGACAAAAGGCAUUUGCAGAAUGGAUUCUUUACACAUCUAGUGGAAUUUCCAGUGCAUUAUACCAUUCAUGUGAUGUUGGCACUUGGUGCAUUCUGUCUUUUCGUGUAUUGCAGUUUUUGGACUUCUGGCUUUCCUUCAUGGCUGUCGUGGGUACGUUCAUAUAUAUGGCUACAAUUGAUGAAGUUUCAAAGAGAGCAAUGCAUACUGCUGUAUUUAUCCUCACUGCUCUUUUAGCCGCAACUGGUGCAACAAGAUCUGCAAAUAUUGGAAUUGUUAUUGCCAUUGGUUCUGUUGGCCUGCUUAUGGGGUGGCUAUUGGAGUUCUCUACAGCACGAAGGUUUAUAUGCUGGCCCUCACGAAUUAACCUUAAUAUGCCUCAAAGUUGGCCAAGCCUCAGAACUUUGUUCCAGAUUACUCUGGAGAUGGUGAACAAACGGUUCCGUUGGAUAUUCUUACUUUUGGGUUUCAUGACACUGUCUUUUGCGGCUAUCAGCUGGAAGCUGGAAUCAAAUAACAACUACUGGAUUUGGCACAGCAUAUGGCACAUAACCAUUUAUACUUCUUCAUUCUUCUUCCUGUGCUCAAUGCGUGUCAGCACAAGGAACAGCAGUCCAGAGUCAAACUAUGAGCUAACGAGGCAAGACUCUAUGCCGAGAUCCGAGCCAAGGGAAACCUAGGUUUGUUUGUGUAGGUACAUGAUUAUCUGUUGCAGUCCGGAGCGUAAUAACAUAUGACCAAUCACACAAGAGGGAUUUGGGAACCACGUGUGGUCAGUCUCCGCAGCUGCAUCGCAUGAGAACUGUAAAUAGCACGGGGCAGGUAAAACAUCUAUUUGUGGGAUGUUCAUCGAGAACAUUGAUAAUCAUGUAAAUGUGUUGUAAAAGUAAAUCCAAAAUGGACCGUCUCUUGAGGUUAGCUCAUGCAUCAUGAGUUUGGCACUUGUCGUAGUACGAGUCUCAUACAAGCUUUGAUGUGGGGAACGUAUCCGGUGAAAA